AUGCGUUUUUCCUCUCGAGUAUUAUUGAGGUCACAAAUACGAUCAAAUCAACACAAAGUAUCUCUAUUCAAUAACAAAAUCUUUCAUUCCACCAUGCCUCUAGUCGUCCCCCAGGUUAACGCCGGCGAUAAGAACGAAUGGCUCAAUAAGCUGGCCGGGAAGACGAUCACGGAGGGAACGAGUGACGUUACUUCAUUUGCGAAGAAGGAUUUGCCCCAGUCUCAUCGGAUUGUUAAACCCGGCGAUAUGAUGACGAUGGAUUAUAAGCCUGAACGGUUGAACGUACACUUGGAUGAACAGGGCACUGUUCAUGAUGUUCACUUCGGUUAA
This is a messenger RNA of Aspergillus oryzae RIB40, 330 nucleotides long. RefSeq lists its product as uncharacterized. Lineage: Eukaryota; Fungi; Ascomycota; Eurotiomycetes; Eurotiales; Aspergillaceae. The record is from RefSeq and is a predicted model, not a curated record. The transcript is spliced from 3 exons. The coding region runs from base 1 to 330 and encodes 109 amino acids.